This is a messenger RNA of Ceraceosorus guamensis, 1431 nucleotides long. Its product is annotated as DUF21-domain-containing protein. Gene Ontology annotation, biological process: magnesium ion homeostasis. Gene Ontology annotation, cellular component: intracellular membrane-bounded organelle. Lineage: Eukaryota; Fungi; Basidiomycota; Exobasidiomycetes; Ceraceosorales; Ceraceosoraceae. The annotation marks the transcript as partial. The record is from RefSeq and is a predicted model, not a curated record. The transcript is spliced from 6 exons.
AUGUUUGCUGGUCUCACUCUUGGUUACUUCAGUCUGGAUGAGACCGCCUUGGCCGUUCUGGCCCAGACUGGCACGCCGAAGCAGCGACGGGCUGCGGAAAAGAUUCUGCCAGUGCGCAAAGAUGGUCAUUUGCUUCUGACCACCCUCUUGGUCGCCAACAUGAUCUUCAAUGAAUGUCUGCCGAUCAUAAUCGAUCAGGUCCUUCCUCCCGUACCUGCCGUCGCGCUUGCGAUUGUGCUCGUGAUCAUCUUCGCUGAAAUUAUCCCUCAGUCUGUAUGCUCUCGUUACGGCCUGCAGAUCGGUGCUGCUAUGGCGCCGGCAGUACGUGUGGUGAUGAUCCUCCUGUGGCCUGUAGCUUGGCCUGUCUCUCGCGUCCUGCAUUGGGCGCUUGGUCCGCAUCACGGCACUGUGUAUCGACGUGCUGAGCUGAAGGAACUGGUCAACAUGCACGCCGCAACGGGCGGUCACGGAGGUGAUCUGAAAGGCGACACUGUAAUGAUCAUCGGAGGAGCGCUCGACCUUCAAGAGAAGGUCGCAAAGCAAGCCAUGACGUCGAUCGAGGACGUCUUCAUGCUGCCUUUGGACGCCCGCCUUGACUACCCCACACUGGAACAAGUUGUGCGCAGCGGCCAUUCUCGAAUUCCUAUCUACAUCGAAGUGGACGUCCAGCUUGGGAAAUCAAACGCCGGCACAGAGACUCCUAGCCGCCGUGGCCUACUGUCGGCAUUCUCACGCAAGACCAGCUCAGCUGGAAAUCUGCAGCACGCAAAUCUUACCACCCCAUCUCCCGACGGACAGGCUACGUCGGCUGUUGCAUCUGCAGGAAGCGGGAGUCCAUCAGGUCCAAUCGAUGUGGUCAAACGCAAGAAGAUCAUUGGAAUGCUGCUCGUCAAACAGCUGAUUCUUUUGGAUCCCGAAGAUGCCACGCCAGUUCAAGACCUUGUCAUCAAUGCCCUGCCUGAAGUGCCUUUCGAUGAGCCUCUCUUGACGAUGCUUAAUGCGUUCCAGGAGGGUCGCUCUCAUAUGGCUAUCGUAUCUUCCCGGCCUCGUCGCGCUUUCGCAGAAGCUGGUAGUGAGCUCGGCAGCAAAGCGUCUCUCACCAUCACAGCACAGACAAGUGCGACGCGCUCAUCUUCGCCGAAUGACAGCCCCACCUCGACCGUACAAGACCACACAUCCAAACGUUCGGCGUGGCUCAAGCGACUAGGGCUUCAGCACGAUCAAGACGACGCCGACAAGCUCGAGAGUGGUAUCAAGUCCGAGAAGUCUGACUCUGAAGAGAAGCCAGGCGUCGAUGCCGCCAAGCUGCAUUCGGAAGAGUCGAACGAGGUACAUAGCGAGUAUGGAAUGCCAAUCGGCAUCAUUACCUUGGAAGAUCUGCUCGAGGAGUUGCUCCAAGAAGAGAUAUUCGACGAGCACGAUGCAGAGGGU